AGCUACGUGCCAAUCUAAAACUACUCAUACGAAAAUGAAACCACCCAUUUAUGAUUCAUAUUUCAUUAUUUACAGAACCUUCUGGUUAGUCAUCAGAUGCUGUCUCUCUGCUACAAAAAUCCCAGUGCCAUACGAUACAACGGGAAGAAAACACCACCUUUUGUGAUUCAAGAGAGAUACAAGGCGAGAUGCGGGAAGGAAAAGCCAUGGUGAAGGAAACAGACAUGCCGGUGAAGAUGCAGCUCCAAGCUAUGGCAUGUGCUUCUCAAGCCCUUGAUCUCUAUGAUGUUUCUGAUUGUGUCUCAAUCGCCGCCCACAUCAAGAGGGAAUUUGAUAAGAUGUACGGUGGUGGAUGGCAGUGCGUGGUGGGUUCAAAUUUUGGUUGUUUCUUUACUCACACACAGGGCACUUUCAUUUAUUUUGCGGUGGAAUCCCUCAAUUUCCUUAUUUUCAAGGGAGCUUCUUCUUGAGCCUUCCAUCUCGAGCAUGUGAUGAUACUUGUUUCUCAUGGUGAUGCUAGAUUAGUAUGUAUAGGAAGCUAUUAGCUAGGUAGCUGUUUCUGUUUAGAAGUGCAGAGGUAGACUACUCACUAGAACUUCUACCUGUUAGCUUUUCUCUACGAUCAAUGGAGCAUCAUCGAUGAUGUGCAAAGAAA
Messenger RNA from Manihot esculenta (cassava), 655 nucleotides. RefSeq names its product dynein light chain LC6, flagellar outer arm. The record is from RefSeq and is a predicted model, not a curated record. Gene Ontology annotation, molecular function: dynein intermediate chain binding; dynein light intermediate chain binding. Lineage: Eukaryota; Viridiplantae; Streptophyta; Magnoliopsida; Malpighiales; Euphorbiaceae. Gene Ontology annotation, cellular component: dynein complex. Bases 189 to 470 code for a protein of 93 amino acids. Gene Ontology annotation, biological process: microtubule-based process. The transcript has 2 exons.